UCAUGUGACCCGCUUCAUGACACUUCUGGACUGCUCAGCAUGAGACCGUUUUUAAACCCGCACCUACUCACAAGCGACACGCACCUUUGACGUCCUGAGCCGGACAGUCGAGCGGGAACUCUGCCCGCUCCGGGCGGCCGCUCACGGUGAAGUAGAUGACUUUAGUUUCCAUCUAGUGCACGUGAAGACGUGAGUCUGUUCAGUGGUCUGGAGAAAAGCCUUCUGCUCCGCUCCAGCCUCCGGACACCCCUCCCACAUCGUCAUCAGCAUCGUCAGCGCCUCCACCAGCAACUGGGACGAGCUCAGUGUUGCGGGGGGAGAGAGAGAGAGACACCUCCGUCUCACCCCUCGAGCUCAUCCAGAGCAGAUCCCAGUGCCGCUGUCGUCCACCAGGUGGUGCUGCAACAGCAGCUGUUUCCUCAAACUUGCCAGUUGGCCUUGGCGUGUCAUGGUUUCAACAUCGACAGCGUUCCAAACACGACCAUCGCCAUUGAACCUGGGGCGACAUAUACAGGAAGUCGUCCACACCGACAGGGGGCGCUGUGACUAGUCCUUAGCUGACGUCACGUCCUGUGUUGCGCUGCUGCUCACCGCAUGGACCGAGCGGCGUGCUCUUCUAGCCGAGUUGCUCGGAAUUCCAGCGUUUAGGAGCAAAACUGCAGUGACGCCGACAUGACGGAGACGAAGUGCCAAGAGCUGCUGGCGCUGGACCCGCUACAAGAGAGCGAGUUCAAGAAGAAAGUCAAGGAGGCGAAGAAGAAGAAGAAACGGCGGCCCGACAGCCAGGUGAACCAGCUGACUCCUGGAGUGAUCUACGUGGGUCACCUGCCGCUCGGACUCUUUGAGCCGCAACUCAAGAGUUACUUCGAGCAGUUCGGCAAGGUCGAAAAACUGCGACUGUCCCGGAGCAAAAAGACAGGGGGCAGUAAAGGCUACGCUUUCGUCCAGUACGAGUGUGACGAGGUGGCAGAGAUCGUGGCGGAGACCAUGAACAACUACCUGAUGGGAGAGAGACUCAUCCAGUGUCAUGUGGUCCCUAAGGAGAAGGUGCAUGACAAGAUGUUUGUGGGAUCCUUGCGACGCUUCAAGAAACCGUCCCAGCCGGCAGUGUCUCGCUAUAACAGGGUGCGCUCAGCAGAUCAGGUAACCAAGAUGACUGACCGGCUAGUGCACAAAGAGCAGAAGCUCCGGAAGAGACUGGCUGCCCGUGGGAUCCAGUACGACUUCCCUGGAUUUGCGGCUCAGGUUCCUCCCAAGAAGAAGAGGGAUCUGGACUCAUCCAUGUGUAGUGACGACACCACGCCUGUUUGCACACCAUCUGUGCUGGAAAGGAGGAAGGCCACAGCAGCAGGGGACGACGGCGAGGACGAGGUUGUCAUCAAGAUGCCUCCGGUGGAAGACCUGGGCUCCUCAACUUCUGAGGAGGAAGAGGAGGAUGAUGAUGAUGAUGAUGAUGGGGAAGAGGAGGCCUGACUUUUUUUGUGGCUGAUCUUGUGUGGUUGUUGAUGGACCUCAGUUUGUGCUCCUGCUGCUGCUCAAAGAUGAGCAGAACUUUUCCUCCUAAUUAUGGGAGAACUUGGGCAGCAGGAGCCGUUUCCAAGGCGACUCCAGUCCUUUGCUCUGUGGUAGCUGUGUUCUGGCUCUGCAAAUAAAGAGUUGAUCAGGAAGGUUUGUUGUUUCACCGUGCCUG
Messenger RNA from Synchiropus splendidus (mandarinfish), 1690 nucleotides. RefSeq names its product nucleolar protein interacting with the FHA domain of MKI67 (gene nifk). Gene Ontology annotation, biological process: maturation of LSU-rRNA from tricistronic rRNA transcript (SSU-rRNA, 5.8S rRNA, LSU-rRNA). The coding region runs from base 673 to 1473 and encodes 266 amino acids. Gene Ontology annotation, cellular component: nucleolus. The record is from RefSeq and is a predicted model, not a curated record. Gene Ontology annotation, molecular function: RNA binding. The transcript is spliced from 7 exons. Lineage: Eukaryota; Metazoa; Chordata; Actinopteri; Syngnathiformes; Callionymidae.